Rhodotorula toruloides NP11 is the source of this 720-nucleotide messenger RNA. RefSeq lists its product as uncharacterized. The record is from RefSeq and is a predicted model, not a curated record. NCBI's taxonomy places the organism in Eukaryota, Fungi, Basidiomycota, Microbotryomycetes, Sporidiobolales, Sporidiobolaceae. The transcript is spliced from 3 exons. The coding region runs from base 1 to 720 and encodes 239 amino acids.
AUGACGCUCAGCCUGGGGAAGUGCGAGGAACCCGACACGGUCUAUUACGAGGAGGUCAUCCCGACGCUGCUCGAGUUUAUGCAGCCGACGACUUCAAUCAAGCACCUGCGCUUCUUUGGCUUUGGCGACCUCCGGUGGUGGAAGAACAACAUCCGCAUCGACUCGAUCGAGUGCGUCACGCUGCACGAGCAUCCGUCCGGUACCGACUACUCCCAGACUACCAAGCGCGACAAUCUCGCCUCUCUCCCACACUUUCUCUCCAUGUUUCCCUCACUCCGCAAGCUCAUCAUCUCAGGCUUCGGGCUCGUCACGGACGAAUCCGUCUCUGCGACGCCUAUCCCGCCCGGCUCGUUCGCCGCUCCCUCCGGCAACGACUCCUCUCAGAGGGACAACCUCGUCUCGACCUACCUCCCCUCCGUCUUCAAAAUCCUCCCCCACCGCCCCCUGCGCACCCUCGUCUCCGCCAUCCCUGCCUCCGUCUCCGAAACUGUCGCCACGAGCUCGGGUCUCCUCGGCGCGGACAAACCCUCCACCCCAACUACCUCGCCCAGCUUCUUCUUCCUCGACCACGCAGACCGCCUCGCCUCGCUCCUUGCUGAUUUGCAGAAGAGCCGAGUGGAGGAAGUGCGAUACCGCUCGAACGUGGAGAGUGAGCGCGAGGUGCGGAUUAGGCGCGAGGGGAGGGGAGGGCAGUGGGAGGGCGAGUGGUGGGAUGUGUAG